CGACCCUUCUAGACCUCGCUUCCCCCAAAAGGCAGUACCGCAGUCCGCAGUAGCAGCAGCAGAGUCCAGACCGUUCUCCGCCCCUCUCCCCGCCACGCUCUUCCGGAGAGCAUCGCCGGCCGCCAUGGGCUCGCCGCUCCGCACCGUGCACCUCCGUCGCUCGUCGCCCUCGUCGCCAGCGGAUACCGUGGCGAUCACGGUGGAUGGCGGCUCAGGGGUGGACCUGGCCAGGGUGGGGCUCGCGCUGGGGCUGGACCCCGCCUCCGUCCGGCCCAACGGCUACUUCCUCAGCCGCGGCCCUGGCCACGUCUGCUCCGCCGUCACGUGGCGCGCGCUCCUCGCCUUCUUCGCGAAGCGCGGGCUGCCCACCGGCGCCGACGCCGCCGCGCCCGUUGUCGUCCACGGCAGGCCCGCCGCGCCUACUGCGCCGAGCUCAGAUUCUGCAACUCCUCCAUGCCCAAAGCGAAAAUCUGGAGUCGAAGUAGAAAGAUGUCCCAAGAAGAGCAAGCCUCAAGAGAACAAAUCAGUUCUUCCAAAACGAAGGCACGAUGUACUCAGCGAUGAAAUCAUCCUUGGUCUAAAGAGAAGGCUCAGGCUGGACGACCCAAUCCCAGCUAAGAAGAUUACGCAAGUACAAUGCAGUUCAGAGACACAACGACCAGUUAAAUUUUCUUGCGGCUUUGUGAAUGCAAAUGGAAAGCGGCUAUGGGAUGUGGAGACACAGCAACCAGUUAAAUUUUCCUGCAGUUUUGUGAACGCAAAUGGAAAGCGGCUACGGGAUGAGGAGAUGAUCACCUCGCUUUCAUGUAAAAAAGCUCGGUGACAGGAGCUGAGGUAAAUGCCCUACCAUAUGUUCCAGCAGUCAUGUAAUCUUGAACAAAAGGGCGUAUACUUCGCUUGGAGGCAGUUCCAGACGCAGCUGUUGUAUGUACAUCCAUGCACCUUGUGAAUAUCACAUUGAUUGUAACUAAACAACAUUUUUAGAGUGAUAAUCCUGGUGACAAGACGUGCAAGUCCGUAAUCA
Messenger RNA from Zea mays, 1024 nucleotides. RefSeq lists its product as uncharacterized. The transcript is spliced from 3 exons. NCBI's taxonomy places the organism in Eukaryota, Viridiplantae, Streptophyta, Magnoliopsida, Poales, Poaceae. The record is from RefSeq and is a predicted model, not a curated record. Bases 125 to 823 code for a protein of 232 amino acids.